Messenger RNA from Hydractinia symbiolongicarpus, 903 nucleotides. RefSeq names its product COMM domain-containing protein 5-like. NCBI's taxonomy places the organism in Eukaryota, Metazoa, Cnidaria, Hydrozoa, Anthoathecata, Hydractiniidae. The transcript is spliced from 6 exons. The record is from RefSeq and is a predicted model, not a curated record. Bases 295 to 699 code for a protein of 134 amino acids. Gene Ontology annotation, cellular component: nucleus.
CCCAACACUCCACACUGCACAAGUUCUUCAGAUGUACCUAACAGUUUGAAGUUACAGUCAAACUUUGAACCAGGUUAUAUAUUGCAGAGCAUAUCAGUGUGGUAUUGUAAUUUUCAGAUAAACAGAAAGGGACCAAAACAAACAAAUGGUGGUACCCCACACAAAAAACGUUUGAUUGUCAAAGACAUUGAAGGACAUACUAUACCUGAAGAAGUUUUCCAAAAGUUGCAAUCUUCACUUUCGUCAUUAACAGAGGAGAAAUUUAUCCAACUGUAUGCUGGUACUUUACUGUUGAUGCGAUAUGCUCUUCGUUAUCCCUUUGGAUUUUUAAAAAAAGACCCUUUCUGUGCUGAAUUAAAAGAACUGCGGCUAAAACCGGAAUUUAUUGAAGACGUAUGUAGUAUUGUUUUUAGUGAAAGGCAGCAAAACAUAGAAAAGAAACAAAUAUCACAGCGAUUGACAUUACCUUCGCUAGAAUCAUUUCGAUGGAGAGUGGAUGUUACUAUAUCAACCAGCGUGUUAAAUCGUGUUUUGGAACCUACAGUACUCAUGGAAAUGAAAGACAGUACUGGCAAGAUAACAACAUUCGAGGCAUCACAAACGAAAUUUCACGAACUGCGUUACAAUGUUGCCUACUUGCUAAAAGAGAUGGAAGACUUAGAGAAACGAAGUAUUUUGAAAGUUCAAGAAAAACAAUAACAAUGAGCGCGUUGUUAACACCUUGCAUAAAGUUUGAAGAUGCAACAAAUCUAGAAUAACACUUUACAUCACUUCUGCUUUCUCUCAAUUUGUCUCAAAUGUCAAUUUUUUCGCAUAUUUUGAUAGUAUUUUUUUCACUUUGGAAUUAAUAUUGUACAUAUUAACAAUUUAUAUAUAAGAAUAUAUUAGUUUUAUUUUACUGCA